AUGGAGCAAAUCAGAUCGUUCCACAAUUACAUUACGGACCCUUACCUUUUUACCAACCUGAGGGAAAGAGCACAUAGCCAUAUUAUGGAUAAUAUGAACUUUACCUCUUUGUUUAAACUUUUAUGCUUUGGAAUACUCUUUUUUUAUGUUGGAUCUUUAUAUGUGAAGGGAAAUGCAGCUAAACACGGACGCAUAUCCUCCAGAUCUGACCCCUAUCGAGCAAUCGAAUAUAAUAACAACUAUGGCCCUUCAAAUGACAAAGUGGAAGAAUGGAAGCGAAACCAAUGGACUGAAUGGGUGUACCAAUUGGAUGAUGAUUGGAAAGAAUUUAACGCACAAAUUGAUGAGGAAAAGAGAGCAUGGGUUGAAGAAAAAGAAGGAGAUUGGGUAAUGUUUUUGAAAAGUUUAUUGGACAAAUGGAUGCAUUUUAAUCCUAAUUUAGAUGAAGAAUAUAAAACAGAUGUGUUAUCCAAAUCAGAAUCAUGGGAUGAACGUCAAUGGAAAAUGUGGAUAUCAACAGAAGGAAAAGAACUUUUAGAAGCAGACUUAAAAAAAUGGUUUACCAAUAAUGAAGUUAUUUAUUGUAAAUGGACUAUGGAUGAAUGGAAUGAAUGGAAAAAUGAAAAAAUUAAAGAUUGGGUUACUACUGAAUGGAAAGCUAAUGAAGAUCAAUAUUGGUCAAAAUAUGAUGAUGCAACAGCACAGACCUUAUCAACUGCGGAAAGGAGUCAAUGGUUUACUUGGAAAGAAAGAAUUUAUAAGGAAGGUAUUGAAUGGAAAAAUUGGAUAGCUAUUAAAGAAAGUAGAUAUGUCAAUUCAAACUGGAAUAGUUGGUCCGAAUGGAAAAAUGAAAAACGUUUAGAAUUUAAUGAAUGGAUAGAACUUUUUGUUGAAAAAUGGAUUAGACAAAAACAAUGGCUUCUCUGGAAUGAAGAGAAAAAAGGUUUUGACAUUCAACAGAGAACUGUUACCUCAGGUUAUACAUUAUCUUCUUCAGCAUCCUCACCACCAUUAUCCAUCUCUGAGUCAGUAGAUACAGAAUCAGUAAAUGCCGAGGCGCAAACAAAAAAAUCUGAAGAGGAUUCUACAACCCAAGUAGUGGUGCCAGAAGCACUACCAUCAACAUCAAUGUCAAUAUCAGCACCUGUAUUAGAAAAUUCUUCCUCUGCAUAG
Plasmodium gonderi is the source of this 1173-nucleotide messenger RNA. RefSeq names its product tryptophan-rich antigen. The record is from RefSeq and is a predicted model, not a curated record. Bases 1 to 1173 code for a protein of 390 amino acids. The transcript has 2 exons. Lineage: Eukaryota; Apicomplexa; Aconoidasida; Haemosporida; Plasmodiidae.